This is a messenger RNA of Magnolia sinica, 1047 nucleotides long. Its product is annotated as probable cytokinin riboside 5'-monophosphate phosphoribohydrolase LOGL10. The coding region runs from base 225 to 902 and encodes 225 amino acids. Gene Ontology annotation, cellular component: nucleus; cytosol. Lineage: Eukaryota; Viridiplantae; Streptophyta; Magnoliopsida; Magnoliales; Magnoliaceae. The transcript has 7 exons. Gene Ontology annotation, molecular function: hydrolase activity, hydrolyzing N-glycosyl compounds. Gene Ontology annotation, biological process: cytokinin biosynthetic process. The record is from RefSeq and is a predicted model, not a curated record.
GAGAGAGCAGUUCUUGUUGGGGUCUUCUCCAACACCAAGUACUAGUUGUUUAAGCAGACAAAAGGAGAUGUUGGAGAUAAAGGGGGAAGAGACUCAAAAGCAAGGGUGUCGGUUUCUGCUUCUCCUGUAGAAAAUCUUGAGAUUUUCCUCUUUUUUUAAUACUAUUCUUAUUUGAGGGAUUUAUAUUUGUGGCUCUCUCUGUCUCUCAUUUUCUUUUUGGGAGAAUGGAAGGAGAUGAAGAGAAAGCUGGUGCAAGUGAAAGAAGAAGUAGAUUUAGAAGGAUAUGUGUUUUCUGUGGGAGUCGGCCUGGAUACAGUCCUGCAUUCAGUGAUGCAGCUCUUGAGCUUGGAAAACAGCUGGUUGAGAGAAAAAUCAAUUUGGUUUAUGGUGGUGGAAGUGUAGGUCUGAUGGGAUUGAUUUCUCAAACUGUUUUUAAUGGUGGAUGCCAUGUUCUUGGAGUAAUUCCCAAAGCUCUCCUUCCACAUGAGAUUUCAGGAGAAGCCAUUGGAGAAGUGCGAACAGUUGCAGACAUGCAUGAAAGGAAGUCAGAAAUGGCAAAAAAUGCAGAUGCUUUCAUUGCCCUCCCUGGUGGCUAUGGGACCAUGGAAGAACUUCUAGAGAUGAUAACAUGGUCUCAGCUAGGAAUUCAUGAAAAACCAGUAGGGUUGUUAAAUGUAGAUGGGUACUACAACAGCUUGCUUGCUCUAUUUGAUAAAGGAGUAGAGGAAGGUUUUAUAGAAGAUUCUGCAAGACAUAUUAUAGUUUCAUCAGAGACAGCAGAAGAACUACUUAGAAAAAUGGAGGAGUAUGCGCCACUACAUGACAGUGUUGCACCCAAACAAAGCUGGGGAGUGGGCCAAUCGUCAGAGUCUCCUACAAGUGGGUAUACCUCAACAUCCUAAUUCCUACUCACCUCCUCUGUACGCAUCAUCAUCUGAUCUAUGUAUAAUUAUAAACCAUCUUUAUACAUCAUCAUCAUCUGUGUGUUACAUCAUAUUCAUGUUCCAAUAAAACCUCUGAAAAGAUAACCUCUCUCCAUUCAUGUCA